CACCAUUUUGUGACUGUAGUGGAAGAGGGAUUCAUAUAGUUUUUAAUCCCUGUCUUAGUUGCUGUUGGGAGGGGGUCGAAGAUGUUUUACGGAGGACCGAUAUAAAGUACAAUUCCCGACAGAGACAUGGAUGGACGUUGCUUGCCACUUCAGACGACACGACAGAGCCCAUCUGCAAUUUGCACCGUAAAUUAAUCGGUUAUCUUCUAAGUAUUUCUGCUGUUUUGGGUGUUGUGAGAAAAAAGAAAAAGAGACCUCAAAAGAGAUAAUUAAUCGAGAAAAGAAGGAAGAAAAAGGUGAGAAAGAAAAAGUUGCCAAACUAAAAAAGAUGAGGCCACCAAAGAAACAGAGAAGACGCUCUCCUUUAUCGACAAGAGCAAAAGGAGCAAGAAAACGAGUGGGCAAGCUUGAAGAACAUUCACAGACAACACCGCCUUGUCCUUCACACCAGAAAAACACUCCAUCCAAAGAGGAUAGCUCUCAGGACAAGCAUAUCAAGAGUAGCAACUUCCUAAACAGUGAAGGGUUAAAAGAGCAAAUAACAGAAAGGACAGUGGAAACAUCAAAAUCUGAAGGGAAUGAAGAAAUAGUGAAUAAGGCAAAAACUCCCAAGAACGUUAAUACGAACAGUUUAACAGAUAAUACAGACUCAAUCAAGAUUGCCAAAAAUUCACAUAGUAAUAGCACAGAAAUCUGUAACAGAAACACACAAAACUUUACUAGCACAAACAGUAAAGGUAUCAACCAACAUGCAAACAGCACUGCUAGCAAUACACAAAACACAAAUGCUGCAGCAAACAGUUUAAAUAAAAAUAACUCUUUGAGUGCCAGCCACACUUCCACCACACCUUCCAGUCGAAAAACAGCCACUUUCAAAGCUAGGGUGCCCAAGAAGAAAUACAUGUAUGAACAUCAAGCUUUCAGUACUUUUCCCAUCAGUUCAACCCCUGUAGCUCAACUCACUAUUCAUAGCAACCAUCUAAGUUCUCCACACAACUCCAUUUCUCAGACCACUACUCCUGUGGUCAGAAAUGAUUUAGUUAUAGCAGAUAUUUCUGAAAUGGGGAAAAUAGCAAGCACAGAAACUCUUAAAGGAGACAGAAUUAAGGGUGAUAUGUUGAAAAGUGAGGUGCCUUCUGAAGGAGAAAAGGUGGUCCAAAUUAUGGAAGUAGAUGGAUAUGGGGAGCAAGCUCCGAAUUCUGUGCGCUCAUCAUCCACAGACACAGCCAGUGAACACUCUGUGGAUCUGGAGGUAGUUGAGCCCUCUUGUGUGCAGCUAAAUUCAGGGAACCAUGUAAGAGCGCCAAGAAGAUUCAACCUCUCCAACAGUUCAACCCUGUCUGUCUUCUUGACCCCCAAUCACAUACAAACUGAGCAGGUAGGGUCUGCAACAAUAGCAGAAGCACUAGCUAAAGGACUAAAAAACCAAAGGGUGCUAGCACGUAGACGGCCAAGAACUAAUUUAAAGAAAGAUGAGAAGUUGAUCAAGGAAUAUAUUUUUUUCUGUGGUGUGGUGCGUGGGUCCAGUAGAGAGCAGCUGAACGUAGAGUUGCAGAUUAAUGGGGAGGGGACACUGCUCUCAUAUCCUUUUCAUACAUUAGUAAGUCGCCCACACCAACCCAUUGACCUCAUUUUAGACGCCCCACCCCCAGGAAGUGAACCUGUGGAGAUUGGGACGCGUGUUUGUGUGCCUUAUGGAGGAGAUAAAGGUAGAGAGUUGUACAGAGAAGGUGUGGUUGCUCAGGUAGACUCUCAUUUAGCUUGCCCCUACAUGGUGCUUUUGCAAGAGGAUUUGGAGCAGGAGAAAGAAAGGUGCAGCAGUGAGGAGGUGCAACAGACAUCAAGUACAAAGAAUGUAUGGGUUACCCACCAGAACUUGCGCCUCCUUGUUCCACCAUGGGAUGGGGUUAUGAGAGAGAAAGAACAGGAGGAAAGAGAGCACAGGGAGGAGAUAGAAGUGGAGAGAGAGCUUUGUCAGUUAAGUGAGGGAAUGGAUUUGGUAAGUGCAGCCCCUCCCAGGGAGAACUGCAGAUUCCCUUCUCCAGACACAGGGGUUCAUCAUUAUGGAAGCACACAUCUUUCAUCUUCCACUUCACCAGCAGUUGUUAUGGUAGCAAACAGUAUGUUUAGUUUAGCAACUAGGAAGAACGAUGAUGUAACUGGGAAUAGGGAAAGAAUUAGAGAAAGAGAACACGAGCGAAAGCAACUGAAGACUCCAGAGGUGGACAUGGAGGUUUUGCAGCUGAACAUGGCACCUCUCAGAGAUGGUGGAGGGCCCAUAGUCUCAGGGGGACCAAAAGCAAGUAUGCCUAAUCAGCACAGACAAAUUCUUUCCAAACCACCUGGGUAUCGAAGUCCCAUUACAGUGGUGCGAGGCAUCUCUGGGACUUCUUUAGGAAGUCCACAGCCCAGCCCUUCACCUGCAGUUUUAGGGUCUGAUGGGGGGACCUCUCACCCCAUACCACCCUCUGUACCUCCUUCCCCCAGUUCCAGGGGUUCUUUGACACCUCUAGAAAAGACUCCUACACCUUCACAGACCUCCACCCCAAUUCCAGGGAGUUCUGCUUCUUCUUCUGCUUCCUCCUCAAGAUCAAGGACACCAUUGUCAGCUGCCCAACAGAAAUUCAAGAAAGGCGAUGUGGUUUGUACCCCUAAUGGAAUCCGUAAGAAGUUCAAUGGGAAGCAGUGGCGCCGGUUGUGCUCUAGAGAUGGCUGCAUGAAAGAGUCCCAGCGUCGUGGCUACUGUUCUCGUCACCUCUCCAUGCGCACCAAAGAAAUGGAGGGAGCAGUGGGAGAGAGGGGGAGUGGAGGAGGUGGAGAGAGUAGCUCAGGUACUGUGACCCCUUCAGAUCUGCGGGGUCGUGCUAGCAGUGAAUUUGAUUGGGAUGAGACUUCUCGUGACAGUAGUGAGACAAGCAGCCGAGGUACUGACUCUCGUCCACGUCUUGGCUUGCCAUUACUGCUUCCUCAAGAUUUCUCUCGUUUUGACUUUGAUGAAUGUGAAGCUGCAACUAUGCUGGUAUCCCUGGGCUCAAGGUCUGUAACACCCUCGUUCUCACCGAUUUCAAAUCAGUCCCCAUUCUCACCUACACCAUCCCCAUCAGCUUCACCACUUUUUGGCUUUCACCCUGCAAAUUUCAGUCCUGUUACUGCUUCCCCAGUUUUGCCUCCUCGUCGCCACAAAAACCCUAGUGGUACCAACAGUGGUGUCCUAAAACAUGGAACAGGAGGCACAGAGAGAGAGAAAGACAGACACUUGUCUAGUGUUGUGCCAUCCUUCCACACUAAUCUAACCUUCACGGUACCUAUGAGUCCAGGCAAACGCAGGACUGAUGCGCCACCUCCUCCAGCUCCUCUGUCGCAGGAAUAUGGCAAACCUGAUCAGGAACAAAGCUGUCGGGACUCUUCUCUUGUAACAAAUCUCUGUAUUAUCUCUACUCAGACCACUGCUGUCACACACCCCCAAAGACUGACUUCAACUACUGUCUCUUCCUCACCCACUUCUCCCCUAUGCUUAGAAUCAGGUUCACAAUGUACAGUUUCCCAGCAGCCUUUGAGAGACUCUCCAGUAAUAGUGAGAAAUCCUGAGGUUCCUUUAAUAAAGUUUACAGAACUGCCACUGACUAGAGUUGCAGAGGUGGACAGGACCAGUUCCACAGAAAACAUCCAAACUGGUCUACAUUCAGAAACAGGACUACAUGUUCCUGUUCCAAUUAACGCUGCUUCCACUAAUGGAUCUGUCUUACUGCAGAAUGCCACCUCAACUCUUGUUCUAGUGUCUACUACCUCUUCCUUUCCAAACCCAACCCCUGCAGGUCUACCUUCACAAUCCAGCGCCACCUUAGCCUGCAUAUCAGUGCCUAGCCCUGUCCCAAGGCCUGGUCUCAAUGGUGCGGGUGAUGGAGGGGGCCAAGAUAAGAGUGGUCAAGUGACAUUGCAGCAGCCGGUUCCUUGUCACCCUGCUCCUACUGCCCUGCUGCCUCUCAUACUUCCCACUGAGACCUUGCAUCCUGUGCCAUGCAAAGAAAUCAUCAUGGGGCGACCUGGAACUGUGUGGACUAAUGUUGAGCCCAGAUCUGUUCCAGUGUUUCCUUGGCAUUCAUUGGUCCCUUUCCUGGCACCCACCCAAUCAGAUCUGUCGGCUCAACCUGGUGAGGGCCAACAAACUGUCAGUCAUCCGCAGACAGCUUCUCUGAAGAAAGAGGCUCAGAGCGGGUCAGUGCUGAAGGAGAUUAUAGAGGGAGCACCUAACCCUUCCUCACGGCCCACUCCCUCCGCUGAUGAACUGCCCCCAGAGAGAGAGAAGGAUGCGGAGCGAGAGAGACCUGACAGUGAAACAGAGAGUGACGUGGAUGAUCCAUUUUUCCCCGGUGUUCUUCCUGAUCCGCCAAUUUCUGCGUCUCCUGGAAAGCGUAGAUCUCAGUCCCUCAGUGCACUGCCCAAAGAUGACAAAACCAGUCCUGGAAAGAGGGAGAAAGAUCACAUCCGGAGGCCCAUGAAUGCGUUUAUGAUCUUCAGCAAGCGUCAUCGUGCGCUGGUUCAUCAGAGACACCCAAACCAGGACAACCGCACUGUCAGCAAGAUACUUGGAGAGUGGUGGUAUGCUUUGGGACCCAAAGAGAAACAGAAAUACCACGAUCUCGCAUUUCAGGUGAAGGAGGCACACUUUAAGGCACAUCCCGACUGGAAAUGGUGUAAUAAGGACAGAAAGAAAUCCAGCAGCGAGGGACGAGGUGUUCCAGGGGGCAAAGACAUCCGCGAGAGGAGCAUGUCAGAAACCACAGAACCUCCAUCUGUGUCAAUGGGAAUGGAGCUCAAAGGGGUGGGGCCUGGGAUGGUGAGCGUGUCAGAGCGAGUCGGAGCUGAGGGACAGGGUCAAUUGCCCCGCCCUCGUGCCUUCUCCCAGAGUGCCAUGCACAAUCUGGAGAGGAGCGAGAGAGGCAAUCCACAGGCACUCGCUGAGCUCGCACAGAUGUGUGGUGAUGGUGGUCAGGUUGCAAGGCGGGGUGCUCUCUCCCAGACACAGAGGGGGGUAAGUGAGGACAUGACAAGCGACGAAGAGCGUAUGGUCAUCUGUGAAGAAGAGGGGGAUGAUGAUGUCAUUGACGACUCGUAUCCAGGCAGCUCCAUUGACCUGAAGUGUAAGGAAAGGGUGACAGACAGUGAUAGUGAAAAUGGAUCUGGAGAUGAAGGAGAACGCAAGAGAGUUUUUGCUCCCGUGAUUUGCUCCUCGUCUUACGGCCCUGGUCAUGGUCGGAGCGUAUCUCUCUCCUCCUACCCCAGCUCCAGACGCUUUAGCGAUGCUUCCUCAAAGAGAAAGCGAGCAGUGGAGGGAGGUGAUGGAGAAAGAAGGGAAGGUGAAGGAGCAGUGUCCCAGCCCUCUGCGGGUCAGUCCAUCCUGCUCAGUUCUGCCGGGGGAGUGUCAUCAGUGCUAGGAGCGGUGAGAGUGGCGUCCACUGUUGUCACUAAUGUGGUGCGACCUGUGGUCAGCACGCCGGUGCCGAUCGCCAGCAAGUCCCCACAUGACCGGAAACCCGCUCCGCCACAGACACAGCUUUUCAUUGGACCUGGUACCACAGGAAACCCAGCAACAGCUUCAGGUGGAGGGGGUGGGUACUAUUCCUCAUCAUCGCCCAAUCCUGUUAGUGCAUCAGGAGCUCAAGGGGGGCUGGUGACCAAUCUAGUUUUGGGAGGCACAUUCCAAGCCCCACCCGGUGUACAGCUUCUCACACCCCCUCAUCCACAAAACCCAGCCUCCCCAGCAUCGGCCCCUCUUACCCAUAGUAAUGGUCCACUUCCUCUGCCCGUUCUGCAGUCACACAUCCUUCCCUCUGCAUCAAUAACCCCUUCAUCGGGCCAAAAACCCAUGACACAGGUUCAGUACAUUAUCCCUACCCUCUCUACCAACAAUCCCAAGAGCCCCUCCCCUCAGCAGGCCGGUCAGCCAACCAGUAUCUUCACCCUACCUACAGCUCUGCCCACUCACGCCUCGUUGGCCAAUGGGAAGCAGUCGGGAUACGUCUCCAGUCCUGCUGUGGGUGUAGUUAGCCCAGGAGCCAGAGUGCAAACACAGUCACCAGUCUUGCAGGGCAAGAUGCUGGUUCCCAUGGCAACAGUGAGGGCUGCUCCUGCCCCCCCUCAUCAUUUUCCCUUGGUAGCCCCUCCUCUUCCUGUUCAGAACGGAGGACAAGCAGGAAGCAAGAUUAUUCAGAUUGCGCCAAUGCCUGUCGUCCAGUCGCAGCUUCCCUCUACAGGACCAGUGCAGCCUGGGAGUCCGUUUUCUGUUACUAUGGGAACAGCUACAGUGGUGGCCCCAGGCUCUACCCCGUCUCAGACCGUGCUGCUACCGCCCCCACCUACAAGAAUCACUUAUGUACAGUCCGCUCCUGGGGUUCCUUCUCCUUUGCCGUUAGUUCCCACAACAACCGGCUCCUCCUCUCAGAAAGCUUCAGCAACACCUGGAUCUGCUUAUGUCCCGUCUCCCUUGGCCACCUUUGCAGCCAUCGCUCAUCCGGGGCAGACUUUGGUGCAGCCACUGAUCGCAGGUCAGCCAUCACUGUUGGCCCCGGCCCAGUCUCCCAGCGCCCCUCACGCUCCUGCCAUCUCCGCCAUCUACACCUCUACAAAUGUGACCCUGGCUACUGGGGUGGUGUCUAUGGGUACGGUGUCACCCAGUGUGGUGUACACGGUGUCCAGUUCCUCUAGCCCAUCUCCACACAUCCUUCCUAAAUACACCACAAUGACCUCCAUGACCUCUGUAACCUCAGACAGGCAAGGGAACAUAUCCACACAUUCUGAGCGACAGUUGCACCAGGAGCGAACUCUGGACCGGCAGCACACAGACAGUCAUGUCUACACGCAGUCCUCUGAGAGACAGGCCGAGAAGGUCUCUCUCUUCCAGCCGGACAAACAGUUCCAGUUCCCGAGUAAAAGCAGCAGCAGUUCGGUUGCACCUCCACCGGGCACCUCACCUGGAAGCCCUGCUCAAACCUCUCAUUCUGGCAGUGCUCCGGGGACACCCAAGCUGAUCACGCCAAGGCCUCCUCAGAAAGUGAAAGCCACUGUGGCCAACAUCCCAGUGGGCAGUUAUGAUGGAGGAGGGAGAGGCAAAGAGCGAGAAAAGGAGAGGGACAGGGAGAAAGAGAGAGAGCGAGAGAAGGACAAAGAGAGUGCUAGUCGGUUCUCAUUUGAGGUAGACAAGGCAGCCGAGACGAGCUCCCCUGCAACCUUUUCACCAGAGGAGGGGUCCGCAGAAGCAGAGAGUGCUACUGGCCGUGGCAAAGACGCAAAUGCUAAGGAGGCUGAAUGGAAGGACUCCCACCCUUCUUCUCCAUUACCUGCUUCCUCUGGAUCAGAUCCUGCUCCGCCUCAGUCUCAUGGUGAUAAAGAUGCACCACCUAAAAAAGUCAAAGCCCGGCCCCCACCACUCAAACGACCGUUUGAUUCUGUUGACAAGGUCCUGUCAGAAGUGUACUUUGAGGAGCGCUUCGCAAAGCUGCCAGAAUUCCGUCCAGAGGAGGUUCUGCCUUCUCCAACCCUGCAGAGUCUGGCCACCUCCCCACGAGCCAUACUGGGCAGCUACCGCAGGAAGAGGAAAAACUCCACCGGUGAGAACCUGGACUCAUCCACAGAAGAUCCAAUCUCUCCGAAAAGGAAAAGCCGCCGCAGAUCUAGCUGCAGUUCAGAGCCAAACACACCUAAAAGCGCUGCAAAGUGUGAAGGGGACAUUUUCACCUUUGAAAGGCCAGAUGGAGAGGACGUGCUGGGGGAGCUGGAGUUUGAUAAGGUGCCCUACUCCUCUCUCAGGAGAACUCUUGAUCAGAGGAGAGCUCUUGUCAUGCAGCUAUUCCAGGAGCAUGGCUUCUUCCCUUCAGCUCAAGCUACUGCUGCGUUCCAGGCGCGAUACGCUGAUAUCUUCCCCACUAAGGUUUGUUUACAGCUCAAGAUCCGAGAGGUCCGGCAAAAGAUCAUGCAAACAGCAGCUCCGUCGGAAUUGGCCGGCACUUCAGAUAUAUCCUGCUUGCCUGGACCUUCUGGGGCAGCGGUGGCGGCCAGUGACAUAGCUGCAGGGGCAGAGCCUCAGGAAAAAGAGGCCGAGCGUGAGGGUGAGCAGAACAGCUCGGAGGAGCCCAGAAAUGCUGACGAUUCACAGGACUCCACCAGAUGAGGUUGAUGGACAGACGGAUGGCUUGAAGACCAGAUGUCUCCCCUCAACCUCUGCGUGAUCUACAUUUGUUGUCCUGUCUCUUCUAUGACCGCCUCCGAAGGACUUGGAGAGAAAAGCAAGAGCAGAGUUUUCAUUGAUAUGGAGCAGAUGAGGGGAGACGCCUCAAAACGCUUUGGGGUUUUGAUCCUUCUCAGUAUUUCACGUGACGUUGACUUCUGAAAACUUGACUUUGACACAUUCAGACACUUGCCUACAUAAUCACAGACACUGUUAAAUGCACACUCUUUAAUUUACAGCAUUAUCUUAGUCAUUAGGCUUCCUUUGGACUUUGAAACUAGAGGACUAUGGGCCUGUCCUGGACGCCAGUGAAGUCACAGUGCUGCUGACGCCUCUAGAAAGGCCAGACGUGUGAGGGGACCCCAUCCCGUUUCAGACUCUUGUGUUUUGUAGGCCUGUUUGGCUGUAGUUAGGCCACAGGUGUUUUUUAAUUGUUUUUUUGGGUUACUGCCAGUCAUUGUGAGGCGGGCCUCCAUUGGCUGAGUUUAAGUGAUAUUGAAGACUUAUUGUACUUUUAUUUUAAAUAUUUUCUCGUCUUCUGUGGUGUUUUACAUUUUGAAGACUUUUCCCAGAGAGCUUUAAGGCACUGAAAACCUUCAGUGAGGGACUCUGAGCUGCGCUGCCAUUCGUAAGCCUUUUGUCCGAUGAUUGGCUUUAGUGGUUGUCAAUCAAACUGGAGUCAUUCCGAGGCCUCCGAUUGGCUAGCCAUGAAGGAAACAGGUCGUGGAAGGGAAGUCGACAGGCACAUUAUUGCCAUUGAUUUAUGUUUUAACCAUAUAUUAAGAGAUUCCACGUAUUUAAACAUUUCUUUCCCCGCCUUCCUUUGUUUUUUAUUCAACUUUUCAUGAGCUGGUGAAGCAUGGAGCAAUGAGAAUGUUGGGAAUAUAUUCUUAAGAAUUUACUAUAAGAAUUUUGUUAACUUUUUAGAGAAACUUGAUUUUUCAACACGUAAUGCUAAAGGUCAUUAUCUUAUAAAAUCUCAUUAUUACUGUACUGUUCUUAUUAAUGCUUUGUUGUUCUUGUGGAUCUGAUCCUUAUAACCUAUAUCACUAUUAAUACUGUAUUCCUAUUAAUAUACUCUUUCUUUAGCAGAAACGGAGGGAUGAGUUCACCCUCGCACCUAGAGGCACUUCCACUACCUUCUUUUUUUUAGAUGUUUUUCUUUCACUCUUUAUAUUGAUAUUCACAAUAUGUUUUAUUUCUUACCAGGAAGUAAUUACAUAAGCCUUUGUUGUUAAGACACUCCAAACAUCUUUCUGGAAGUCGUACAUUUUUAAAUAUUUUUUUUCCACUUACAUUCCUCCCCUUUCUCAUUCCUCCUCCUGUCACUUUAUCGUUCUUUCCUCAAUCACUUUAAGGCUGUGAGGUGAGACUGGGAGGCCAUAGAUGGUGAUCUUCUUCUCUUGCAGCACUGGUCUUUGUUGUACAUAAAAUACAGUAAGAGUCCAACGACUCAAUAAUCACAAUAAAGAGCAGAAACCUCAUUGGAAGAAACGAAGCCAGUAAACAAGAAAUGAAAUUGUAUAACUAAAGGAGAAAUAAAGAAAUAUGGUUAGAAACUGUUCUUAUUGUGUUACCUUGUUUUGCUGAUUUACAUAUCCGAGAAAGUCUUUAUACUGAUAAGCUUUACAUUUGAACUGUAUCUCUCAGUAAACAAAUAAAUAGAUGUUCAAAGAAACAGA
Molecule: messenger RNA, 9906 nt
Organism: Carassius auratus (goldfish)
Lineage: Eukaryota; Metazoa; Chordata; Actinopteri; Cypriniformes; Cyprinidae
Product: protein capicua homolog
Biological process (GO): regulation of transcription by RNA polymerase II
Cellular component (GO): nucleus
Molecular function (GO): RNA polymerase II transcription regulatory region sequence-specific DNA binding; DNA-binding transcription factor activity, RNA polymerase II-specific
Source: RefSeq, a predicted model, not a curated record